AUGCCCCUGGCCUUCAGCGAACCCAGCACGCCGGUGUUGAGCCGACAAAACACCUACACUCGCCAUCACUCGCGGCGCGACACACACCCGCACCUGCUAUCGUCGCGUCGGAAGCCUCGAAGAUGGCCCUUGGUUCUUCGAUUCAUAAAAGGGGCUAUUCAUUUAGAAGUAUUGGUGCCAGUCUUGCUGCACUCCCUAUUCACAGCCUUCGUCGUGUACCUCGACACCUAUGUCUUCGAUACAGUGGGAAUCCCCAACAGCAUCAUCCCUUCCCUCUCCAUCGUCGUGGGUCUGAUCCUCGUCUUUCGAAACCAGACAUCCUAUAAUCGAUUCUGGGAUGGUCGCAAUGGAAUGACCACCAUGAAUACAUGCGUGCGCAACCUUGUACGCACUAUCGCUACAAACAGCUACAGCACCACCCGAGGACCCCCAACUCCUGCUGAACGGGAAGAUAUCGAGCGCACUAUACGCAUCUUGAUGGCCAUUCCAUUUGCAGUUAAGAACCAUCUACGCGCAGAGUGGGGUGCUGCAUGGGCGAUAGGGGGGAUCUUUGGAAAUGAUGUCGAUGAACGAGGCACGGCUGCCUUCAACCCAGAUUAUGCGGGCUUGCUGCCCUCUGGGCUCCAAGGUCAUGAAGAUGAGGGGCUGGGCUUGCCUUUCCAGUUAACCUUCUUGGUGGACGGCUUUAUCAAACGUGGUGAACAGAGGGGCUGGUAUCCUGCCCCUGGCGCGAGCCAGAUGCAGGCCCAGUUGAACUCGCUUCUUGAUGCCUAUGGACGCAUGGAAACGAUCAAAUUGACGCCUAUGCCAGUGGCCCACCUUAUUCAUCAAAAGCAAGUGCUUGCACUAUUCGGAUGUGUGCUUCCAUUUGCUAUGGUCGAUGAAAUGGGGUGGUGGGCUAUCCCAAUUGUCAGCUUAGUGAUGUUCACACUGUAUGGGAUCGAAGGAAUUGGUUCGCAACUGGAGGAUCCAUUUGGAUAUGACAGAAAUGAUAUCAAGAUGGAUGCUUUAGUUGGCGACUCGAAGACCGAGAUCGAUGUUGUCUUGAGAGAGUGGCGAGCUCAUUGCAAAGCCACAGAUGCCAUCUGGAGAACUAACCGCCAAAACCAUGGGAAUAGAUGCCAUGAUGGUGAGAAUAGUUUGGCCGGCGAGGAAAAGAUGUUCUUGCAGCAAGAUCUCUUCUUAAGAGUCAGGCCAACAAGCGCCAUCUAA
Molecule: messenger RNA, 1212 nt
Organism: Penicillium chermesinum
Lineage: Eukaryota; Fungi; Ascomycota; Eurotiomycetes; Eurotiales; Aspergillaceae
Product: bestrophin family protein
Exons: 4
Coding region: 1-1212 (403 amino acids)
Molecular function (GO): chloride channel activity
Source: RefSeq, a predicted model, not a curated record